This is a messenger RNA of Striga asiatica, 315 nucleotides long. NCBI's taxonomy places the organism in Eukaryota, Viridiplantae, Streptophyta, Magnoliopsida, Lamiales, Orobanchaceae. The record is from the annotation of a GenBank genome assembly.
AUGCCCGGUGUCUCAUUCAAGCUUAAGGCUUGUUCGGAAAGUCCUCUCUUUCCAGCGCUCUCCUCUAGCGCCCGCCCUAUCUUUCGCCUAGGAAGCGUGAAAGCGGUCAGAUGGAAGUUGUUUUUACUUCUCAAACGUGGCGUGUGCGCCAUUGGCAAGAAGAAGUCAACGCAGUCAAAGCUUCUUACUUCCUUUGGGUGGCUAGGAAGGGCUAUUGGAUCGAGCAAGGUUAGGAAAGGCGGAAAGGUUGAAUACGAUAAAAGGCUUUUCCAGCCUGACGUUGGCCUGGAGCCAGUUCCGGCUUGCUUCGCAUAG